This is a messenger RNA of Funneliformis geosporum, 2580 nucleotides long. NCBI's taxonomy places the organism in Eukaryota, Fungi, Glomeromycota, Glomeromycetes, Glomerales, Glomeraceae. The record is from the annotation of a GenBank genome assembly.
AUGUUUAAUUUACCAUCGGAAACUAGAAGUGUGAGGGAUUAUAUCGAUACCAUGGAGGAUAUAAGAAACCUCGGAAUAUUCAAGAAUUUUGAUAAUUUUGAAAAAAAACAUACUCCAACAAUUGUCGUAUUCGGUGAUCAAUCAUGCGGUAAAAGUUCCCUAAUGCAAAGGUUUACCGGUGGCUUACCAGUGCCAAUUGGAACCUCGUUAUGUACAAGAGCACCUUUCGAAAUACACAUGAUACAAUCCGAAGAACCAAUACGUAAAAUCACUUUACGUUACGUAGAGGACAGAAAUCAUAUGGAAAUAACACCAAGAGAGGUGGAAUUCGCCGAUUUAACGAAUUCGUAUAGAUCGGAUAUCGAAAGAAAAUUGCGUGAUGCUCAACGUUAUGCACAAAACCCAAGUAUUAAAGAUAUCAAGACGCGAUUGCCUGAACCAAAUCAUGAUGAGUUACCCUUUACAAAAAAUGCUGUAUGUCUUAUAAUUGGUGGACCCGCGCAAUAUUAUAAUAUUUCCUUGGUUGAUUUACCAGGAUUCGUGCGAAACGUUGAAAAUAACGAAAAGUUUAUUAUUUCCUUGGUAAAGGAAUAUAUUAAUAGAGACUCGGCUAUUCUGAUUCCAAUAAUUCAAGCAACCGCCGAUAUUUCUACGCAGUGCGCUUUGCUACUUGCACUUGAAGCAGAUCCAAAUGGUUUGCGUACGGUAGGUGCCUUGACAAAAAUUGAUCGUAUCAUCGAAUACCCAAAUGAUGAAGACAAGCAUUUGGAACUCGCCAAAUUAGUAAAAAGUAAAGGAGAACAUCAAAUUGUAAAAGGUGUUCAUCAAAUUGUAAAUGGUGUUUAUGUUAUAAGAAAUAGAUCUAACGUAGAACCAGAAGAUUCAGAUGAUACAUUGGAAAGUGAUACGAUUAGGGAACUUAAAAAACAAAAAAGUUGGAAAGAUGUACCAACCAAUAUGUUUGGCUUACAAAAUUUGGUCAUGAAAUUAAUCGAAUUACAAGAAGAGUGUCAUAAACGAACUUGGCCAAAAAUACGACCCAUUUUGGAAGAUUGUAGAGAUGAAUUUGAAAAAAGAUUAAAUAGCCUUCCGCAUAAAUCUAUUGAAAAUCCAAUCAUACGUUUCUCGGAAUUAAUUGGAAAAUUUGACAAAUUGUUCACCUCUCACGCAAAUGCCGAACAUGUAGAUCAUAAGUUAUAUCGUGGACAACAAUGGAACUUUGGUCAAUUUGAUCAAGCAUUAUUAAAAACUCGUCCAAUAUAUUUACUCUCGUUUGACGGAGGGAGUACGAUGGCCGAAAUUUUUGAUCCCAUUAAGCCUGGUGCAUUACAAUACCGUGGAUGGUCAAAUACUUUAAUGGAAGAAAUUCGAGCUACAAAUUGGGAAGAAAUUGAUUUUAACAAUUCUGAUGGCAAUUCAAAAUAUAUGUGGUCAAUGGAUAAACUUUAUGAAGUUGUGCAAGACAAACAAGGAGGUUUAUUGGUUGGUUAUUUUCCAUAUAAAGCGGUAGUUUCUAUUGUCGGAAAGCAUCAAGAGGAAUGGCUUUCGAUUUCUACCAAACUCUUGAAUAAAAAUCACGAUUGGGUUGCUAGUUAUACUGAUGUGCUAAUAGAUGAUACUUUUAAAGAAUUUCCGGAUGUCAUUGGAGAAAUCAAAAACGUUUUACAUGAUCUACUAAGAAAAUGCAAAGAUGAAACAUUAAAACAUCUUAAAGAUCUUGAAGAGAUGGAACAUAUGUCAGCUAGUAGGGCUCUUUAUGUAACUGAUGAAGCCAGCCUUCUGAAAAAGCAAUCAGAGUAUUUUAUCAAGCUUCGAAUUUUGGCAGCAGGCUCAAAACGAACGAAUCAAGACUUAAAAGCAGUUCUUGAAUUAGGUUCUAAAUUGUUUGACAUGAUGUAUGAUAAGGACGUUAGUGAUAAUGACUUUGAUAAAGUAAAAACCGAUUUAAUCGAUUUAAUCGAUAAUAUUUCUGAGCGUGAAGACUUUAAUGACGAGUCAGCUAAAAAGUUAAUUGGAGAAAUAGAAAAACUUGAUCUUGCAACAAAUGCGUCGCCAUCAUCUACUACUCUAUCUACGAUGUUGUCGAUAAAAAAUUCAUAUUUAGAUAGAUUAAUUCGUGUAAUUCCCGAAUCUGACGAUUCUAGAAAUCAUAGCAUUCUAAAGAAUACCAUCAAGGAACAUGCUUUCCUUGCUGCUACGGGUGCUUUAGCAUAUUGGAAAAUGUCACAUUCAAAAUUUCGAGAGAUCGUACCACGUAUAGUAGAAUAUUAUCUCGUACAUCAAUUCGCUAUACGUUUAGGAAUGCAUUUACGUACCCAUUUCAGACUAUUAGGAGUAGAAUCGACAAAUCCAGUAUAUCCAACCAACAAAAUAGACUUGGAGAGUUUAUUAGGUGAAGACCCGUCAGUCGCUAAAAAUCGUGCAGAAUGGCAAAAGAAUAUUAAUGCUCUUAAUGGUAUUAUUGAUCGAGUUCGAAAAGUUUCUGCAGGAAGUUAUUAUCGUAACCAAAAUAAUCACCAUAGAGAUAAUCGAAGUCGUGAUCGUGGUCGUGGUCGUGGACAGAGAACUCCACUAUUUUAA